GUGAACUCUAAUAAUCCCUCUUCCCAUACAUAGUAUAUCAUAAACCCUAAACCACUGCCACACCAUGUUGAAGUCAGCAACGAUUAACUAGAACACCAGAAAGCUCGUGCCGUUUCUGUCUGAAAAAGGAAUGGCGGGUCCUCUGCUUCGCUCUCUCUUCUCCUCCGCCAGAAAAUCCGUUUCUUCUUCCUCUUUCUACCGAUGUAACCACUGCCAAUCCUCUCCGUUUUUCCCACGCGCCACUGGUAUCACACGUGCCUUCUCCUCCGCGCCCGCCACCGCCGCCGCCGCACCAAGUUCCUCCUUGGACCCCAGCCGCCUGCGGAAUGUUGCAGUAAUAGCCCAUGUCGAUCACGGGAAGACGACGCUGAUGGAUCGUUUGUUGAGACAGUGCGGAGCUGACAUCCCCCAUGAGCGCGCCAUGGACUCCAUCAGCCUUGAGCGCGAGCGUGGCAUCACCAUCGCCUCCAAAGUUACAUCCAUUUCAUGGAAAGAAAAUGAGCUAAACAUGGUUGAUACACCUGGACAUGCCGAUUUUGGUGGUGAAGUUGAGCGGGUUGUUGGCAUGGUCGAAGGAGCGAUUUUGGUUGUAGAUGCUGGUGAAGGCCCACUUGCACAGACAAAAUUUGUUCUUGUUAAAGCAUUGAAGUAUGGGCUGCGCCCUAUUCUACUUCUGAACAAAGUGGAUCGGCCUGCAGUUUCUGAGGAGAGGUGUAAUGAAGUUGAGAGCCUUGUGUUCGAUCUGUUUGCAAAUCUCGGUGCUACAGAGGAGCAGCUAGACUUUCCUGUUCUUUAUGCUUCUGCUAAAGAAGGGUGGGCAUCCUCUACCUUCACUAAAGAUCCUCCUGCUAAUUCAAAGAAUAUGUCACAGUUGCUUGAUGCCAUCAUAACACAUGUUCCACCACCAAAAGCAAGCCUUGAUGCACCUUUUCAGAUGCUGGUUUCGAUGAUGGAAAAAGACUUCUAUCUUGGGCGGAUCUUAACUGGACGUGUUGCUUCUGGAGUCAUCCAUGUUGGGGAUAGGGUACAUGGACUCCGCAGUGCAGAAUCUGGCGUUGUGAAAAUUGAAGAAGGAAAGGUUUUGAAGCUAAUGAAGAAGAAGGGGACAAACAUGGUUCUCAUUGAUAGUGCAGGUGCUGGUGACAUAGUGUCAAUGGCAGGGAUGACAAGUCCAUCAAUAGGUCAUACAAUAGCAAAUGUGGAGGUUAUGAAUGCAUUACCAACUGUUGAGUUGGACCCUCCUACCAUUUCCAUGACCUUUGGUGUAAAUGACUCUCCGUUAGCUGGCCGAGACGGUUCCCAUUUGACUGGAGGAAAAAUUGGUGAUCGGUUAAUGGCUGAAGCUGAAACUAAUCUUGCCAUAAAUGUUAUUCCUGGCUUGUCAGAAUCAUAUGAGGUACAAGGGAGAGGGGAACUUCAACUUGGAAUCUUGAUUGAGAAUAUGCGGCGGGAAGGAUUUGAGCUGUCUGUCUCACCACCAAAAGUCAUGUAUAAAACUGUGAAAGGUGAGAAGCUUGAACCAAUUGAAGAAGUAAUCAUUGAGAUAAAUGAAGAGCAUGUGGGAUUAAUUAUGGAGGCUCUAUCUCAUAGGCGAGCAGAAGUUGUUGAUAUGGGUCCUGUUCCUGGAAACAUUGGCAGGACUAGAUUGUCUUUGACUUGUCCGUCGAGGGGUCUGGUUGGUUAUAGGAGUGUGUUCAGCAGUGACACUCGUGGAACUGGAUUUAUGCAUCGGGCUUUCCUGACCUAUGCAAAACAUCGGGGUCAACUUGGAAAUGUUAGGAAGGGAGUAUUGGUAUCAAUGGGCUAUGGUACAAUCACAGCACAUGCAUUAAUGAGUUUAGAAGCUCGUGGAACACUAUUUGUUACCCCUGGAAUGGAGACAUAUGAUGGCAUGAUUGUGGGUGAACAUUCACGGGAUUCAGAUCUUGAUGUGAACCCAGUUAGGACUAAGGAACUUACUAAUGUGCGUGCUGCUUCCAAAGAUGAGAAUGUGAGACUAACUCCGCCUCGCCUGCUGACUCUUGAAGAGGCCAUUGGAUAUGUUGCUUCUGAUGAACUCAUUGAGGUGACACCAAAGGCCAUUCGGCUGAGAAAAAGAUACUUGGAUGUUAAUAAGCGUAAAGCCAUGAGUAAGAGGCCAAAAGAAUGAAAUCGUUCUUACAAAAUUUUGUAGCCUCCAUACCUCAAAUUCUUCAAAAUACAAGAACAUGUACCAUAUUAUACCCUAAUUUAUUAUGUCUCGCUAAAUAUAGUUACAUUAUUUUACACAAUUCUGAAUAAUUAUUAUUUGACAAAUCUCAAAAGUUCUUGUAUUCAAUGAUCAAUAAUGCCAAUGAUAUACAUAACAUCAACAGCUACUUCUGUAGUUCAAUCAUCA
Molecule: messenger RNA, 2377 nt
Organism: Manihot esculenta (cassava)
Lineage: Eukaryota; Viridiplantae; Streptophyta; Magnoliopsida; Malpighiales; Euphorbiaceae
Product: 50S ribosomal subunit assembly factor BipA
Exons: 19
Coding region: 131-2149 (672 amino acids)
Cellular component (GO): ribonucleoprotein complex; cytosol
Molecular function (GO): GTPase activity; GTP binding
Source: RefSeq, a predicted model, not a curated record